UCGAAGAGGAUCAGGAGGGGGUGAAAGAACGAAAACAUAUCGGAUUUGGACUAAAUUAAUCAUUGUCACAUAUCACAGGAAAAAAGGAAUUAACCCAGCACUUCCAACUGUUUGGAUGCGGAUUUUCAGCUCGCUAAUGUCCCGUGAUAACGGCAGCAACCGGGUCUAUUUAUGAGUACGGGUUUUAUGCGCUGUCUUUUUAAAGUGUUAUAGCCUAUAUCUUUUUUUCCUUGCGGAUUUUCAAACCUAUCCUUGAAGCAGUGAGAGCUUUAGGGCAGGAGAGUGGGGACGUGUGGAGACGAUACUCAACGACAAAGCACACAAGGAUUCUCUAGUCUUUUUACCCUGACGCCACCUGACAGAUUCUUUUUCUAAAGACAACCUUUAGAGUAAAAUUGUGUUAGAGAUACGAGGGGAAACGAUUCUGAAGCACCAUUCCAACGGAUGACAGAGAGCCAGGUGUGUGUAAUGUGUGGGAGUGUGUGAUGUUGAGAUCGGUUCCGAAGCUGGGUGGACACCACUAGACGACCUAACGCCUCUCUCACACCCCAACAUGGAGUAGAGCCCCACGUCUCUGGACAUCAAAGGUGGCAGUGACGAGGGGUAUCCCCGGGAGAGGACCCAUGAGGAGGCAUAGAAGAUGCUCGCAGCCUGGGCGCCUCUGCUCUUCUUAGCAAUGUGGGUGAGAAGCUCUAUCUGCGGCCCGCUCUCCUUCAGACUAGCUGCCAUCCUAGAUGACCCGAUGGAGUGCAGUCGUGGUGAGCGUCUAGCGAUCACUCUGGCCAAGGAGCAGAUCAACAGGUCCAGCAACCGCUCUACCACCGGCAAGCUGGAGGUGGACAUCUUUGAGCUGCUGAGAGACAGCGAAUAUGAGACGGGAGAGACUAUGUGCCAGAUCCUAUCCAAAGGGGUCGUGGCAGUACUGGGUCCCUCGGCCAGCCCUGCUUCCAACUCCAUCAUCAGCAAUAUCUGUGGAGAGAAAGAGGUGCCGUAUGUGAAAGUAGCCCCCGAGGACAUCCUGAAGGUGCAGUUCCCACGCUUCACCACGCUGGACCUGCGGCCGACCAACACGGACAUCAGCCUGGCCGUCGCUGGAAUACUCACCUUCUUCAACAGCACCACCGCCUGCCUCAUCUGCGCACAGGCCGACUGUCUGUUAAACCUGGAGCGGUUGCUGCGGCAGUUUCUGAUCUCCAAGGAGACGCUGUCGGUUCGGAUGCUGGACGACAGCCAGGACCCCACGCCGCUCCUGAAGGAGAUCCGUGACGACAAGACGGCCACCAUCAUCGUGGAUGCCAACGCCACCAUGUCACACAUCAUCCUGGAGAGGGCAUCAGAGCUGGGAAUGCUGUCUGUCUAUUACACGUACAUCUUCACAUCACUGGAGUUCUCCAUGCUGCGGCUGGACGACGUGGCGGACCAGCGGGUCAACAUCCUGGGCUUCUCCGUCUUCAACCACACACACCCCUUCUUCCAGGACUUCCUGCUCAGUCUCAACCGCUCCUGGCAGGAGAACUGCGACCACGCGCCUUUCGCUGGAACCCCGCUCUCGUCAGCGCUGCUGUUCGACGCGGUACACGCUGUGGUGGCGGCGGUGCAGGAGUUGAACAGGAGCCAGAACGUGGGAGCAACGCAGCUCUCCUGCAAGUCCUCCAAGAUCUGGGAGCACGGGACCAGCCUCAUGAACUACCUGAGGAUGGUAGAACUGGAAGGUCUAACAGGCCACAUUGAGUUUAAUAGCAAAGGCCAGCGGUCCAACUACGCCCUCCGAAUCAUGCAGAAUGGCAAAGAUGGCCUAAGGCAGAUUGGACAGUGGCAUUCGGAGCAGGGGUUGUCCAUGGAGAGAAAGCUACCGUCAAUCAACGUGACCGACACGCUAUUCAACACUACACUUACUAUCACCACCAUCCUCGAGAAUCCAUACGUGAUGCUGCGUCCGAACCACCAGGAGAUGGAGGGAAAUGACCGGUACGAGGGCUUCUGUGUGGACAUGUUACGAGAGCUGGCGGACAUCCUCAAGUUCAACUACCGCAUCCGGCUCGUGGCCGAUGGCGUCUACGGCGUGUCGGGCGCCAACGGUACCUGGACGGGCAUGGUGGGCGAGCUCAUGACCAGGAAAGCAGACUUGGCUGUUGCUGGACUCACCAUUACUGCGGAGAGGGAGAAGGUCAUUGAUUUCUCCAAGCCCUUCAUGACCUUGGGGAUCAGCAUCAUGUACCGGGUGCACAUAGGACGGAGACCUGGUUAUUUCUCCUUCCUGGACCCUUUCUCCCCCGGUGUUUGGCUCUUCAUGCUGUUGGCCUACCUGGCUGUCAGCUGCAUUCUCUUCCUGGUGGCCAGACUAACUCCGUAUGAGUGGUACAAUCCCCACCCCUGCCUGAAGGGGCGCUGUAGUCUGCUGAUUAACCAGUACUCCCUGGGCAACAGCUUCUGGUUUCCCGUGGGGGGGUUCAUGCAGCAGGGCUCCACCAUCGCCCCCCGAGCCCUCUCCACCAGAUGCGUCAGCGGCGUAUGGUGGGCGUUCACCCUGAUCAUCAUCUCCUCGUACACGGCCAACCUGGCGGCCUUCCUCACCGUGCAGCGCAUGGAGGUGCCCAUCGAGUCCGUCGAUGACCUCGCUGACCAGACCGCCAUUGAGUACGGCACCAUGCACGGAGGCUCCACCAUGACCUUCUUCCAGAACUCACGCUACCAGACGUACCAGCGCAUGUGGAACUUCAUGCACUCCAAGCAGCCCAGCGUGUUUGUGAAGAGCACAGAAGAGGGCAUCGCCCGCGUGCUCAACUCCAACUACGCCUACCUGCUGGAGAGCACCAUGAACGAGUACUACCGCCAGCGCAACUGCAACCUCACGCAGAUCGGAGGCCUGCUCGACACCAAGGGCUACGGCAUUGGCAUGCCAUUGGGGUCGGUGUACCGGGACGAGUUUGACCUGGCCAUCCUGAAGCUGCAGGAGGACAACCGUCUGGAGAUCCUCAAGCGGAAGUGGUGGGACGGAGGCAAGUGUCCAAAGGAGGAGGACCAUCGAGCCAAAGGGUUGGGCAUGGAGAACAUCGGUGGGAUCUUCGUGGUGCUGGUGUGUGGUCUGCUGGUGGCCAUCUUCAUGGCCGUGCUGGAGUUUGUGUGGAUGCUUCGCCACGCGCCGGGCACUGAGCUGUCGGUGUGUGAGGAGAUGCUUCGUGAGCUCCAGGGCAUCGUCCUGUGCCGAGACAGCCUGCAGCAGCUCCGCCGUCGCCGUGGCGCCAGCAUGCUGCGGCCGCGCCCCCUGCCCCUGGACGAGCGUCGGGCACGCUCCGCCGCCGCUGCCGCCGCCGCUGCCGCCAGCCUGAGCAACGGCAAGCUGUGCGCGGGCACCGGGCUGCCCGAGCCCCUCUCCCACAGACUGGCGCAGGAGGCCGCCCUGGUUGCCCGCGGCUGCAGCCACAUCCGCAUCUGCCCCGAGUGCCGGCGGUUCCAGGGGCUCCGCGUGCGGCCGCCCGGGGUCUCCCCCGCACACAGCGAGGAGAGCUUAGAGUGGGAGAAGACCACCAACAGCAGCGAACCUGAAUAACAACACAGACAGACAAACACACACAUACAUACACACCUUCACAUGCUCACUCAAACACACACACCUACAUCUACACACACACACACACACACACACACACACAGACGUUCAGCUCUGCCCCAACUGGAAACUGACCCCAUGCUGGUGCAGGGGAGUGGGGCCGUUAUGUAGUCGUUGUCGUCGUUGUUGCUACAGUGCUGGCUGGUUCAAGCUGGAGAGACAGGACCUCCGCGGAGCGCCGCUGUUAUCUAAACGCAGCACUGUUGGACCGCAGGAGCACACACGUCUAGUGGAUAUACUCUUUUGCUACGGCACUCCUGUGUGGAAUAUCUGUAUGGAGAGCGCAGCACGGAGACUGGAGAAUUGUGGGAUAUAUGCACAGUGACAGGAGGAUAGUCUUUCUGCAGACUCCUUUCCCUUGUGUCGCUUCGUCAAACAUGACUCCAGGCUUGUUUUGGAAGGGCAUUGUACUAUGCAGUAAAUUUGUCUUUGAUUGUGUCGA
Alosa sapidissima (American shad) is the source of this 4052-nucleotide messenger RNA. RefSeq names its product glutamate receptor, ionotropic, kainate 4 (gene grik4). The transcript is spliced from 21 exons. Gene Ontology annotation, biological process: modulation of chemical synaptic transmission; synaptic transmission, glutamatergic; monoatomic ion transport. The record is from RefSeq and is a predicted model, not a curated record. The coding region runs from base 641 to 3550 and encodes 969 amino acids. Lineage: Eukaryota; Metazoa; Chordata; Actinopteri; Clupeiformes; Clupeidae. Gene Ontology annotation, cellular component: plasma membrane; kainate selective glutamate receptor complex; postsynaptic membrane. Gene Ontology annotation, molecular function: transmitter-gated monoatomic ion channel activity involved in regulation of postsynaptic membrane potential; kainate selective glutamate receptor activity.